Ascoidea rubescens DSM 1968 is the source of this 2667-nucleotide messenger RNA. Its product is annotated as UBA domain-containing protein. NCBI's taxonomy places the organism in Eukaryota, Fungi, Ascomycota, Saccharomycetes, Ascoideales, Ascoideaceae. Gene Ontology annotation, biological process: protein deubiquitination. Gene Ontology annotation, molecular function: protein binding. The record is from RefSeq and is a predicted model, not a curated record. Gene Ontology annotation, cellular component: cytosol; nucleus. The transcript is spliced from 3 exons. Bases 1 to 2667 code for a protein of 888 amino acids.
AUGGCUUGUUUACAUGUCAACAAAGAGUACUUAAUCCAGAUCCAAGAAAUGGGUUUUGGUAGGGAACAGGCUGAGAAGGCGUUGAUUGAAACAUCUAAUAACGUUGAAAGAGCAAUUACUUUGCUUUUGACUGAAGCAACUGAGGAUACAUCUUCUUUUGCCCCCAUAAACAUUGCUAACGUUUUCCAUAUCUACUUUUUUCAGACUAAUAAGAAUAUUGCUAUAAACCCCAAUGACAAUAAAAAUGAUUUAAUCAAUAACGCUCCAUAUCCUGAAAUAAACAAUAUCAAUAAUGACAUUUCUGCUGAACCUAAGUCUGCGAUUCCCUCUUUGCCCCCAAAGCACCCUUCUAGCCCCCCGUUAGAAUUAAACCACUAUCCAUCUGAUAUCCCAGACUCAAACCAUAUCCAAACUCUUGAAGUUGACUCCCCUGAAAGUAUCAGUAGUUUGUCUGCCUCACUAGAUUACUUCACUGAUAAAAGCAGUCAUGAUGAUAAAUCUGAAAAUUCAAACUCUAACUACAAUUCAAAUUAUAAUUCAAACUACGAUUCAAGCAGAGAUGCAAAUUAUGUUCAAAAUAAAAACGACCUCUCUAGUAAUUUUAGAAAAUUAUCGGAAUACUCCGACAUCGAUUAUGAUGAAAUUAGCAGUAAUCACCAAAAUCAACUAGUUUCAACUUCUGCUCAUAUUUCCAUUUAUGAAGAUUUAAAUUCUCAUAGAAAAAAUUCUGAUUUUCCUGCUAUCUUAUUACCUUUGAACUCAAUGCAUUUUGACAACUAUUUUGUAAUGUUAAUAAUGAUUUUACAUCAGGUACCUACUUUUCAAAAAGCAAUUUUAUUCAAUCAAUUUGAUGAUUAUGGAUAUAACCCAAAUUGGUGGAAUUCUGAACUAAUUGACUUGCCUCAAUCCAUCAAAAAAACACAAGAAAUUGAUGAAAAUAAGCUUACCAAAACCAUGGUUAAUGACAAUAAAAAAGAUCCAAAUGAUAAUAAAGAUGAUAAAAUUGAUAAAAAAAUUGGCGAAAAUGAUGAUAAAAAUGAAAAAAUUAACGAAAAAAUUAGUGGCGAUGAAAAAAAUAAAAAAAAUGAAAAUAAAAUCAUAGAUAAAAGCAGUGAAAAUAUUUCAAUAAUUGAUAAAAGCGAAAAGAGCGACAAGAAUGAUACCAGAACAAAUAGCAAAAAUAAUAUCAAUGUUCAAAACAGUGAAAACUUUAGAUUUUUAAUGGAAACUCAAAGAGUAGUCGGUUUUCUAAAUGGUCUCUCUCAAAGAUCUUUUUCGUCAGCGUUCAAUUUUCUUAAAUCAUUUCCUACAAAACUAAGAAAAUCAAUAAAAAGAAACGAUAUUGAAGCUUCAAUUAAUUUGUUUUACACAUGCUUAUUAGAACAAAUUUCUAGUUUUAAUACCAAGUCUCCAGAGAAUCUUGCUAAUCUUUUCAGUUCCAAUUUUAUAACCAAAGAUCAACACUGUCUUUAUAAUAUAAUGCCAAUUGAUUCAGAUAAUAUUAGAUCAAAUAUCUAUAAGACAUUCAUUGAGGCCAUUUGGGAAUCCGAUUUAAACAAUCCCAAUGACAUUCAUUUAAACUCACUUAGCGAUAUCAUAUCAAUGUCAUUUUCUCCAAUGAGUUCUUGUUCUGAAUCUUUAGUAUUGGAUCAAGUUUUUUUCCCUCAAAUUUACACUGAUAAAUAUUUGAAAAUACUUCUACAUAAACAAAAAAGAUUUGAUAAAAUAACACAAAAAUUAAAAGAAAUAAAUCAAGACAAGAUAUCCUUAACUAGUUUCCGUGGAAAGAGAGUUGAUUCAUUUUUGAAUAACACAUCAAGGUAUUUAAAAAGUCAGUUAGAAAACCCGAUUGAUAUUACUUCCGAUAAAUCAAAUCACACAGCCCAGGAUCAAAAAACUGAAGGAAAUUGUUCUCCAAAUACUUUAAGUAAAUCUAUUACUGAGCUUGAGAAUUUAGAGAAAAAAAUCAAAACUUUGAAAACAAAUCUUAUUGAAGAGUACGAAUUGUUAACUGAUGAGAGAAGAAACAUUGAUUUUGAUAAUGUUACACAAAUGGUUAAAGAAUUUAAUAUGAAAUUAUUGAAAAGAAAAGCUGAAAAACAAAAAAAGAGAUCUUCUGGGCAAACAAGUACUCAAAAAGAGAAUCUUCCUGAAUCCAUUAUUGUUGAUUCUGAAGAAUUUGAAUCAAGUGAUAAUUCUGACUCAGAAAAUGAUUUCAUAUCUGAUUCGGAAAUUGAUAGCUACGAAGAAAUUGAGCCAUAUUUAUUAACAGGUGUAAUAAUAAGUGAUCACCAAUUUUAUUAUUUAUUAAACCAGGAAUAUCCAAUUUGGGUAUUUGUUGAAUUCGUAAACACAGCUGGGAAGUUUGAUUAUUUUACAGCGUCAGUUGUUGAUUUCAACAAUAUAGAAGGUUAUAUUAGUGGCAUAACUGGGCAAGGGGAUAUAUCAUUUCCAAUUCUCUUGACUUAUGUGAAGGAGUCUGUUUAUUAUGCAAAUGAAAAAACUGAACUUAGUAAACCUUUUAUUGAUUUUUUCAAUAAAGAUUUACAAACAGUUAUAAAUACAGAAAAUGACACAGAAAACAUAAACAGUAAUGGUUCAGAUUUAGGUUCGGAUGAUAUGAAAAUGGACAUAUCCGAUGAGGAGAUUUCUUCAGUCAAUAUUUAA